UUUGUCGGCUAUGUGUGUGCGCUGAUACAGCUGGAAUUUGUAGUUCUCUUGAUGCUUUUUUGACACAAGGAAAUCAACACAUGGACAAUAUCACCCACAAUUCUGUGUUUUUGUAUUUGUACGUUGACUUUAAACACUGAUGACAGCUCAGUAUGGAGGCAGUUUUAGCCCAGUAUGAAAACCAGAUCAACGUGUUCUCUGAAUUCCUUGAAGAUUUACCAGAGACUGAAGGUCCAGUGUGGCUUUUAGGAGAAUCUUAUAAUGUUAAAACAGAAAAGUCAGAGCUUCUGUCUGAUGUGCGUUCACGGCUGUGGUUUACAUACAGGAAGAAGUUCAGCCCUAUUGGAGGAACAGGUCCCUCGUCAGACACAGGCUGGGGCUGCAUGCUGCGCUGUGGACAGAUGAUCCUGGCACAGGCGCUCAUCUGCAGCCAUCUUGGAAGAACAUGGAGGUGGCUGACAGACAGAAGUCAACCAGCAGAGUACCAGCGCAUCCUCCACUGCUUUCUAGACAGAAAAGAUAGCUGUUACUCAAUUCACCAGAUGGCUCAGAUGGGAGUGGGCGAGGGUAAAUCUGUUGGACAGUGGUACGGCCCGAACACAGUAGCACAAGUCCUCAGGAAACUCACACUGUUUGAUGAUUGGAGUUCAUUAGCUGUUUAUGUGUCAAUGGACAACACCGUAGUGAUCGAAGACAUCAAGAAGCAGUGUCAUCAGGAGGUGAGGUCCAGUCGGUGUAUCUGUGGUGGGGUUGAAGUUUCAACAUCCAGUGAUUCGUCGAAUGUCCGUGAGCAGCUCCAGGCUCUGUGUCCUGUCUCACAUUCCCAACAGAAUUCCCAGCAUUCCCAGGACUGGAGGCCUCUGCUGCUGCUCAUCCCACUGCGGAUGGGCAUCAACAACAUCAACCCCAUCUACAUCCAGGCCCUGAAAGAAUGUUUUAAGAUGCCUCAGUCAUGUGGAGUUCUUGGUGGAAAACCCAACCUGGCUUAUUACUUUAUUGGAUUUCUAGAUGAUGAGCUGAUUUAUCUGGACCCUCACACCACCCAGUCAGCUGUGGACUCAGAGACGGAGCUCGGGGUGGAUGAUCAGAGCUACCACUGCCAGAGGAGUCCUCAUCGCAUGAAGAUGGAGUGCCUGGACCCGUCUGUAGCUCUGGGUUUCUUCUGUAAGAGUGAGGAGGACUUUGACCGGUGGUGUCAUCAGGUUCAGCAGGAAAUCUUGAAGAAGCGAAACUUGCGAAUGUUUGAGUUGGUGGAGAAACAUCCAUCUCACUGGCCUCCGUUCAUUCCUCCGACUAAACCUGAGGUGCAGACCACAGGAGCAGAGUUCAUCGAGUCCACAGAGAAGCUGUUUGAGUCUGAGGAGGAGUUUGAGAUCCUGAAUGCUUAAACUCCACGUCUGAACCUUCAUGCAAUCAAAGGAAGCUGAUUGGGCUGAAACCUCACACCUUCUCCACACCAUAAAAGUGCCUCAGAUCAACACCAAGCACAGACAAAUAAAUACAAAACAAAGAUACACCAGGACCUAAAGAGCUGGGAACGCUGAGCAAGUGAAGGACGGAGAGGGUGAAGCUCUCAAUUAGAACAAGCCAAGGAUUACUGUAGCCAGUGUGUGUGUGUGUGUGUGUGUGUGUGUGUGUGUGUGUGUGUGUUUAUAAAAUGGUUUGGAGAAUUCUCAGGUUGAAUGAACUGCAUUGUACUGUAUCACAACAUCGCCGACUGCACAGGACCUGUUAGAGAACAAGCAUGGAGUUGAGGAGGAUGAUGAUGAUGAUGAUAAUCCCCACAGCGUCAAAAUACACACACACACACACACACACACAGUUCAGUUAAAAUGUGUCCAUCAUAAACAGAGUUAAAUAAUAAAUAAUUUUUUUCUUAAAUUGUGCAUUUAUAUAAAUAUGCUUGAAAUAAAAAAUAUUUAAUGCA
This is a messenger RNA of Tachysurus vachellii, 1927 nucleotides long. It is a transcript of the gene atg4a, whose product is annotated as autophagy related 4A, cysteine peptidase. The record is from RefSeq and is a predicted model, not a curated record. The coding region runs from base 153 to 1388 and encodes 411 amino acids. Lineage: Eukaryota; Metazoa; Chordata; Actinopteri; Siluriformes; Bagridae. The transcript has 13 exons. Gene Ontology annotation, molecular function: protein-phosphatidylethanolamide deconjugating activity.